AUGGAUGGAGAUGAUGUUUCCCAGACUGAAUCUUGCUUCAGAUUGCUGGCCACUGUGAAGCUCAUCGCAGAGAACGCCGCAGAAUGCCACAGGCAACUCGUAGGUUACGAGGUCCUCAGCCUGAAAGAUGACCACUGGGAUCUCGACAACCAAAUCAGAGAUCUGGGUGCUGAGAUGCGUAAGCUUCAAGCGGAUAACCAAGAUAUCACUAGCCAUUCCGAUUAUGCCAAAGAGAGAGCACGCAAGGAACCUCUGACGCUGGCAGAUAUUCAGCCACACAUCAAAGAAUUCAUGGCAAAGACUGACAAGGCUAUGGAGGUCAUACUUGUGUAUCACGACAAACUAAGGGCACGAUCUCUGCCACCUACUCCACCUACCGACGUGGGCGAUGAUAGCGACAACGACGCGCCACUCGAUCCAGCGAAUUCUUCCCCUGCCUCUCCCAACCCUAGCCUUCGAAGCCCUUCCCAUAGCAGGCAGAUUUCCCCAGACGCAGGAGGCCACCCAUCUCCCAACCGUCGUGCACGCUGUCGUGAGAUCACGACCGCGGAAAUAGGUGGGUUCUCCGGUCAGAAGAUCACUGAGACACCGGCAGGAAGUGGCGAGUGGUAUGUCUUUCAGUGUGAAGAGCAUAAUCUGCCCUCAGAUGGUCUUGCGCGGCCGGCACAGGCUGCCGCAAGGCAUGCUAUGGCGCAUAGGCUCCCACCCACUCGUCCAUCUGCCAUUGAAGCCUUUGGUAUCAAGAUCGUAGACUGCGACGCUACAAUCGCAAAGGCACACAAUGAUCGGGUCGUUCUCAAGUCUAAGGGGAAGGGCGUCUCCCAAGUUACCAGAGGCACUGGCGACAACCCUUAUCGACCUCAACGUGGCGCACGCGCUGACAGCGAUAUGGCAUCGCUUCUUGGCGAUGUUAGCCCCUCACAUCCUCGGCAUAUACCUAUCCGACAAGUAGUGGCAACGAGAAAGCGCACCAUUCUCACACGGGAACUGGACGGCACUGUAACACCCGCUGAGAUCACCGCCAAGACGAUCUACUGGAUCAAGUGGCCAGACGAUGGCAUCUGCUACCCCGCCUACGUUCUUCCCUGGGAGUCCUUCCCUCGAUUUCGGAGCAGGUACAUCGCCCCAGUUGAUCGCGGACUGUUGGAUCUUGGGAAGAGGUUCCCUUGGGAGUGUGAGACGGCUUGGGCUGCGGAGGAGGACUUUCGUGUCUUUGAUGGCGAUAAGGAAGAUCCUCAGUUCAAGGCGUUGGUGGAUCAUUGGCAAGCGAGAGAGAAUCGCCAGACUCCGGAUAAUGAGUUGACCAGAAUGAAACUGAUGUCGCCGCCAAGUGAUCGGGGAUCAUCCACCAGGUUGAGCAGCAUUCCGGAGUCAAGUCCAGAAAUGUCACUUGCGGACGGAAACAUGGACGAAGAACCCGAACACAGCUUUAUGGACUCAAUCGAAUGCUUGGCCAGUGAUCGAGGGUCCAGGCUAGCAGAGUCACCCGACAGCUAUGACGACCGGGACGAUAUCGGAGAUGCUUUGGCGCGUGGUGCCAUGGAAUCUGAAUCGAGACAUACCAGCGCUUAUCUGUCCCAGUGCAUGCAACAGCGCGAAUAUACUGAGAUGCGUUUUCGCCGUCGCAGCACGUCUAUGUCACCAGGUUAUGGCACACCUACUGGCCGACUCAGCCCUGAGGAAGAUGAGGAAUCAGAUAUCUACCGUGACGAUAACGUUGGACCGUUCCACAGUAGAGAUCCCAGCGAUGAACCCGACACCGUAUCCAAGAGAUACGGCCUUGGAGAUUCGCCCGUGAGGUCUUGGGAGUAUUCUGAUGUCGUCAAUGGAAGGACCACGAUUCCCCCCUCGGAUGAUGAAGAGUCUCUAGGGGAGAACAGCGAUCAUUAUCAGAUGGAUGAGACUUCCUCUUCAUGUCACGGGGCCGAUGCUACUAUGGACGCGGAGGACACUUUACAAUUUGCUGGAUCAUUCAACCCCAGGAAAAGAGUCGCUUCCUCUGAACAGCGUAUGCAACAGGCCAUGGCCAUUGCGGCUCGUCAGACGAACGCUGCCUGGCGUAACACUUUUCGCGAGCACUCUGAGGAGGUUGACGAGUUGUUAUAG
Molecule: messenger RNA, 2106 nt
Organism: Fusarium tjaetaba
Lineage: Eukaryota; Fungi; Ascomycota; Sordariomycetes; Hypocreales; Nectriaceae
Exons: 4
Coding region: 1-2106 (701 amino acids)
Source: RefSeq, a predicted model, not a curated record